Molecule: messenger RNA, 1101 nt
Organism: Aspergillus luchuensis
Lineage: Eukaryota; Fungi; Ascomycota; Eurotiomycetes; Eurotiales; Aspergillaceae
Product: alpha-hydroxy acid oxidase
Exons: 8
Coding region: 1-1101 (366 amino acids)
Molecular function (GO): FMN binding; oxidoreductase activity
Source: RefSeq, a predicted model, not a curated record
AUGGCUCAUCGCGGAGAGACAUUCCACAAGGAUGUCAGCUGUAUCGCCGACCUGAAGGCGAUUGGAAGCAAGAAGCUCCCAAAGAUGGUCAGAGAUUACUACAAUGAAGGUGCCAUGGACCUAAUAACACUACGCGACAACGAAGCCGCAUUUGACAGAUACAGAAUCCGCCCACGGGUCCUGGUAAACGUGGCUAACAUCGACACCAGCACAGAGAUACUCGGGACUAAGGUAUCCCUUCCCUUCGGCUUCAGCCCAGCAGCGGCGCACAAACUCGCCCAUCCCGAAGGAGAGCUCGCAACCUCUCGUGCCGCCGCGAAAUACGGUAUUUGUAUGGGCCUGUCCUCAUACUCGACCACCUCGAUGGAAGAUGUCGCCAGUCAAGGCUGCGGGAAUCCAUAUGCGAUGCAGAUGUGCGUGCUCAAGGAUCGGUCACUCACAUUGCAGUUACUGGAACGAGCAGAAAAGGCGGGCUACAAAGCGUUGUUCUUGUCGGUGGACGUUCCUGUUCUUGGGAAGCGACUGAAUGAAUAUCGCAACGACUACCAGCUACCGCAAGAUAUGGAAUAUCCCAAUAUUCUCAGUAAUGGCAGCGAUACCUCCGAUCGCACAGAUUAUGAUGCUAGUCUUGACUGGGAUAGCGCGAUCCCCUGGCUGAGGAAACAUACCAAGCUUCAGAUCUGGUUGAAAGGCAUCUAUGCCCCCGAGGAUGUUGAACUGGCAAUACAACACAAGGUUGAUGGGGUUAUUGUUUCCAACCAUGGUGGUCGCCAACUAGACGGUGCCCCGGCCACGUUGGAUGCACUGCGCGACUGCGCGCCCGUUGCAAAGGGCCGUAUCCCGAUCGCAAUCGAUGGUGGAAUCCGCCGGGGGUCAGAUAUCUUCAAGGCCCUGGCUCUGGGGGCAGACUACUGUUUCAUGGGACGGAUUCCCAUUUGGGGACUUGCUUAUGAUGGCCAGCAAGGAGUGGAGCUUGCUAUUCGGAUAUUGCGCCAGGAGCUGAUGAUCACGAUGGCUCUCGCUGGAUGUCGGUCGAUUUCUGAAAUCCAGAGAAGGCAUUUAUGCGUUCUCCAGCCGGACGGUGUGCUCUCCAAACUGUGA